Messenger RNA from Trichoderma asperellum CBS 433.97, 828 nucleotides. Lineage: Eukaryota; Fungi; Ascomycota; Sordariomycetes; Hypocreales; Hypocreaceae. The record is from RefSeq and is a predicted model, not a curated record.
AUGGCCUCGUCUGCGUCCAAGCGCAAGACCAUCUCGCAGCUCAGUCGCUUCCAAUUCCUCUACUCCGCAGAAUCCCUCCGCCACCACCCCAAAAACGAGCACAUCCCCGAGAUCCUCAUCCUCGGCGCCUCCAACGUCGGCAAAUCCUCCUUUCUCAACGCCCUCGUCGGCAAGCUCGACGCCGCCAGGGUCAGCGCCCGCCCCGGCAAAACCACCCUCAUGAACGCCUUCGCCGUGGGGCCUCUCCCCAAAAUCCCCAAGGGCCACGUCAAGCAAGGGGAGAAACUGCCGCGGUAUAGCCUCGUCCUGGUGGACACGCCGGGCUACGGAUUCAAGAGCCAGGCCAGCUGGGGAGACGCCGUGUGGAAGUACAUCAAGGCGAGGAAGAUGCUGCGCGGGGCGGUGGUGCUCAUAUCGUCUGAGAAGAAGCUGAUGGAGCAGGAUAAGUGGCUGUUGAGGACGCUGGCCGAGGCAAAUACCAGAACUCUGGUCGUUUUGACAAAAGCUGAUAAAGGAGGGGGAUCGUGGACUGAAAGGUGUAGUGACAUGGCUGAAUUGCUACGAGGAGAGCUUAGAAAGAUAUCACGAUCAGCGGGGAAUGGAUGGAGAGAAGGAUCAGGCUGGAAUCCCGAUAUAUACAUCACGGCCGCGGGAAUGGAUCGUAUGCCCAAGCUGGCGAGUGGAGGGGGUGUAGGAGGCGUCAGGACGAGCAUCUUGGAAAUGGCGGGCUUCGAUCUUCAAGACAAAGAAGUGAAGAAGAAGGAUGAGACAAUCACCUAUGGCGGACCCGUGGUUUCAUUUGAUGACAUUAAAUGGAAGGCAAGAUGA